AUGUAAAAAUAUCUUCGAUGCCAUCAUCAUCAUCUCCGACUUGACUACCUCUCUUCGCGACGGCAAGCAACCACUGAAUUAAACCAUCAACUCUCUCUCUCUCUCUGCUCAGCUCCUCCUUCACUCUCCCAUGCCAACUCUCAUCCUCUGAAUCAGGUUUUGAAUUAGGGAUUUGAAAAAGUUAUGGACGGUAACAAAGACGACGCGGCGAGGUGUGUAAGGAUCGCCGAGGAAGCCAUCGCUUCUGGUGAUAAGGAACGCGCAUUGAGAUUCAUCAAGAUGGCGAAACGGCUUAAUCCAAGCCUUUCCACCGAUGAACUCGCCGCUGCUUGUGAGAAUCUGGAUUCGGUUUCGGAGAAUCCGUCUCUUAGUGAUGAAAACCACAAAGCUGUUGAUGGUGAUAAGCUUGAGCCUAAGACUCACGAGAAUAAGAAGAAGGUAUACACUGAGGAGAAUGUUGAGCUGGUUAGGAGUAUCAAAAGGAACAACGAUUACUAUACGAUUCUAGGUUUAGAGAAGAGCUGUUCCGUUGAAGAGAUCAGAAAAGCUUAUAGGAAGCUGUCACUGAAAGUUCACCCUGAUAAGAACAAGGCACCAGGCUCAGAGGAAGCGUUCAAGAAAGUUUCGAAAGCGUUCACGUGUUUGAGUGAUGGUAACUCGAGGAGCCAGUAUGAUCAGGUGGGGUUUGUUGAUGAGUUUGAUCACAUCCAGAGGCAAAGUAACCGUAGUAGGCCGAGGAGAAGGAGGUAUAACACUACGCGGAGUGAUUUCUUUGAGGAUGAGUUUGAUCCUGACGAGAUAUUCAGGGCGUUCUUUGGUCAGCAGCGAGACGCGUUCGGUGCUGCUACACGUGCUUAUAGAACUAGACAAGCGCGUAACCCACCACGAGAGGAGGAGGUUAAUUUUGCUGGACCGACUUGUUUGACGAUUGUUCAGAUACUGCCGUUCUUGCUGCUUUUGCUGCUGGCUUAUCUGCCGUUUUCUGAGCCUGACUAUUCUCUGCACAAGAGCCAGACUUAUCAGGUGCCGAAGACGACAGAGAAUAUGGAGAUUAGCUUUUAUGUUCGGUCGUCAGCAGCCUUUGAUGAGAAGUAUCCGCUUGGUAGCUCUGCUCGUGCUAACCUUGACGCCAGCGUGAUCAAAGAGUACAGAAGCUUUCUUUUCCAGUCGUGUCGUAUUGAGAUCCAAAGACGGCGGUGGAACAAGAAGAUGCCAACUCCUCACUGCAAUGAACUUCACGAACGCGGGUUUGUUGAUAGGCAAAUACCGAUAUGAAAUCAGCUCAGGACUGUCCAAAAUAUAACGAAGACUCCCAGAUUUUGAUGUUCCAGAAGUUCUUAGUGCUGAAGGUGUAAACUGUAGUGUGCCAUGUGUGUAGGGAGGAUAACUAUAAUCUCUUUUUUUUCUCUUGUAUAUGGAUUUGGGGAUAAUAAUUCGUAGGAGAAUAUUGAGAACAACAAUGAAGAACGUCCUUACAAAAGAGGUACCACUUGCUAUACUCAUAUUAUGAUUCAAAAAAAAAAGACUCCAAUAGUUCACUCUAGAAGAUGCAGCAAAUAAUAGUUCUAUUCAUUUCUAAUAUGGGUAACAGCGCUUUGAUAUGUUUCAGUCAGAUCAAAGCUCUAUUGAUGAGUUCACCAGUAAAAUGUUUGGUUUGAGAAUCUAUAUAUUGUGCCAAUGAUUCAAAUACUAUUGUUGCUGCUACUGCUAGAUUAUGAAACAUUAGGGACAUGUGAAGAGUUACAUAAGAAAUUUCAAUGGCUGAAAGGGUGAAAAUGAGACCAAACAACAUUCCAAAACCUUUGAAAAGUGGUUUCAUUGAGAAUGAAUUGAACAACUUACUUU
Messenger RNA from Brassica napus (rape), 1845 nucleotides. Its product is annotated as chaperone protein dnaJ 49. Gene Ontology annotation, biological process: cellular response to misfolded protein. Gene Ontology annotation, cellular component: endoplasmic reticulum membrane. The coding region runs from base 184 to 1275 and encodes 363 amino acids. Gene Ontology annotation, molecular function: Hsp70 protein binding. The transcript has 3 exons. NCBI's taxonomy places the organism in Eukaryota, Viridiplantae, Streptophyta, Magnoliopsida, Brassicales, Brassicaceae. The record is from RefSeq and is a predicted model, not a curated record.